Molecule: messenger RNA, 1116 nt
Organism: Panicum hallii
Lineage: Eukaryota; Viridiplantae; Streptophyta; Magnoliopsida; Poales; Poaceae
Exons: 2
Coding region: 1-1116 (371 amino acids)
Cellular component (GO): plasma membrane
Source: RefSeq, a predicted model, not a curated record
AUGGCGUCCCGGGAGGGAGGAGGAGGCGGCGCGGCGGCGGCGGCGGGCCGGCCGGCGCUGCGGGUGGGGCGGACGCGGGAGUACCGGACGGGCAUGGACACAGAGCUGCUGUCCGUCGACGGCGCCGCGGCGGUCAGCCUCUUCGUGCUCUGCGGCGACCGUUUCGAGGCCGCGCAGCUCUUCCGCUCGGGGCCCCUGUCCCUGCGCAUGCUCCGCGUCGAGGGCCACCCGGUGUCUAUGGCGUCCUGCACGGUCGCCGACCACCAGUGGAUGCUCGCGCGCGACGCGCUCGUGGCGCGGGUCGACGCGCGCGCCUUCGUCUUCGAGCUGCCAGGAUUCUUCUACGCCGCCGUCGUGCCGCCCGACUCCGCCGCCGCGGACCGCAAGUGCGCCACCAUGGCGGAGAUCUUCUCGCGCUUCUGCUUCUACCACGACCUCACCAAGCCAGACGGUGACGACGACGACGACGAAGCUGGUGAGGUCGACCAGAACCCGUGGGCCCGUGCCCACGCCCGGAUACACCGCAUCAGGCGGCACGGCUCGCCGCCCGGACACGCCGCCGCCGACGCGCCGCCCGACCGCGCCAGGCAGAUGGAGCGCGCCGUCCGCACGUCCGCGGUCGUCAAGCUGCUCACCCGCUCCCUCCUCGCCGGGGUGCUCCAGCCCGCCCGCCACCUGACCAUCGCCGUGGGCGGCGGCGGGAGCGCCAAUGCCGGCACGAGCAGCGCGCGCGCCGCGGCCGCGGCGCUGCCGAGCAAGUCGGUCGUGUCCGACCUCCUCGACGCCAUCGAGACGAACCGGGCCGCGCCCCGCCGCGACGCACGCCGCAGGUCCGGCGGGGGCGGCCUAGUCGGGUGGUGGAGCCUCAACGUGGAGGGCAUAAUGCUGCUGCUGAGGGUCGUGCAGGCAGUCCGGGGGAGGAAGCAUCUGGCGGCACCGGCCGCGGGGGAGAAGAGGCCGCGCGACGAGGGAUCCGGCCGCGACGGCAUGAGGGGCGGGGUCAUUGGAGGCGGCGGAGGUGGCGCGGCGGCGUUCGGCGGCGCGGCGGCGCGGCGCUGGUGCGGUGGGAGGCCGAGGAAGCUGGGUAGCACCGUUGGCGCCUGCGGGAGCUCUUGA